AUGUCAGGGGAGGGAUAUUUACACAUUGCUUGGGGAUCUUCUCCGAAGGCCUUUUGGGUCGCCCGAGGCCUCCUCGGGCGGCGCGGACGGGUAGGCGUGGCCGGCCGGCCCUCCGCGCAGGCCCCGCCGGCUGUCCGCGGAGGCCGUCGUCGCGUCGGCACCGCCGACCCUCGGAGGCAGUCGUCUCGUCGGCACCAUGGGCGCGCCGCCGGCCCAGAAGCCCAGGCCCGCGAGGUCGUGACCGCUUCAGAGUGCUGCCUCCUUCGCUACGUCUCGUCAGCGGGUCACCCUGCUCGUGUGGUGUCCCUUCUGCUCCUCCUCCGCGUGCUCCUGGCCCCUUCUUCUACCUCUCCCUCAGUCCUCGGCCCCAUCUCCCUCGUCCUCCCGCUCCUGUUCUUUCUAUGUCAUCGUCCCGAGCCUCUUUGGGGCCCACGCUGUAGUCGCUCCUUCGGGCUCAGGCCAGAGAGCUUUCGACUGCUUGCGCGCCCGCGCUUCCUGUGGGGCGCAACCCAGCCUGCCCCCGACGCCAUGGUCAUCCCACUCCCGCCCGGCAUCAUGCCGCCAAACUUAGAGGGACCUUGGCCACCCGAGCUGGAGGGCGCGGCUUGGAAGCUGAAGGUCUGCGUACUUUUGGCCCUCGCAAACGUUCCGCUCAAGUUGGUGAUUGGCAUUGCUGUGAAGUCGUAUUUCAACCUUGACAUCUCCAUCAUCGGGAUGGUUUUUCAGGUCUUGCUGUACCAAGUCCCCCUCGUCCUCUGCGGCGUACUCAUGCUCAAGAACGAUCGAACCAUCGCUCCAAUAUACCAGUGGCUCUCUCAGAAGAUGCUUCCAGACUAUUGGAGAGGGCUUGGCGACUUGGGCUUUCUGAUGCCUUUCGUAGUGUUUAACGGGAUAUCCCUGUUCAUGGGCUUGCUGAACGAACAGGGGCUCGCGACUUUUAUCUCCGAGGUCUUCCAGGCGGGCACAUGGAGCGAUCCCACUGCGGGGUCCCUCAUGCUGGCCUCCCUGCUGGACCUCAUCCUGGGCUGGGUCGUGCAGGGCUGCUCGACGUACAUCGGCUGGGGCGCCUACAAGCAUAGGGCAGCAGGCGCUGGCACGCGCCAGCGCCUCACAGACCGGCGACGCGUGGCCGGGGCAGAGGACCGCCCCCGGCCGGGAGCCCUUGCUCGGCCAGCCGCAGCCUCUCGGCGGAGGCAGUGCCGCCGCUCCGGCGGCAGGGUUCCGGCCGUUCGGCGGCCAGGGGCAGACGCUGGGCUCGAGGUGAUGGCGGCGCCCCAGGCAUCGAAAGCGGCAUGA
Messenger RNA from Prorocentrum cordatum, 1296 nucleotides. Lineage: Eukaryota; Dinophyceae; Prorocentrales; Prorocentraceae. The record is from the annotation of a GenBank genome assembly.